UUUCAUGUUAGAACAGUAAUUGGUUAACUUCCCACUUUUCUACAUCAAAAUUGUUAACACAAGAAAAUCGAUUUAAGUUUUGGAAUAUCUAAAUAUAGUAAUGGGCGUUUUAGCAACCGCUCAUAUGAUCCACAUUGUGUGCGUUGCCCGCUGGCGACGUGAGACAGCGGAUGAUCACAUUCCGGGAUUGCAUCGCCGACAGGAGAUCCAGUUUACAGGACACGAUUCCAAUUCCGGUCGCAGCGAUGUCGAUGAUAGGACCACGACAUCCGUCAAAUAUCUGGAAUCCGUGGGGUCUAUUCCACAAGCGCAGAAAUAUAACCGCCUAUUCAGAUAUUGGUGGCCAUUGAAUGUCUGCAACGACAUCCGACAGAAGCUUCCUCUGAUUAUCGAAAACUCGACACGUCCGUCAAGUAGCUGUGGAUGCCAAGGAUGAUUGGGGAUGCUCUGAUCUUCUGUUGAGUAGAACAGAUUUUGAUUUUAAAGCCUCUGUAAUUCAUGAUCAUUUGGCAUUAAUCAUGAAAAUAUAACAUUUUAUAUAAAUGUUUUCGUAUAAUUUAUACGAACUAUAA
This is a messenger RNA of Drosophila simulans, 572 nucleotides long. RefSeq lists its product as uncharacterized. The record is from RefSeq and is a predicted model, not a curated record. The transcript has a single exon. Bases 101 to 436 code for a protein of 111 amino acids. Lineage: Eukaryota; Metazoa; Arthropoda; Insecta; Diptera; Drosophilidae.